AUGGCAUUUGUGCAGGUUGUCAACGUUUCUCUCCCUUCUUUGCCCUCGGGCUGGACUGCCGAGAAGGACUUCAAGGCUGUUGGCGCUCUCUCCGCUGCCACCCAGCGCAACAUUGAGCCCGUGGGCCCGCACUUCCUUGCCCACGCCCGCAGAAAGCGUCACGCCCGUACCUUCUCUGAAGAUGAGCGCAUCCAGGCUCAGCAGAACGUCAAGAAGACCGAGGAUGAGGAGGAUGAGGACAUCUCCGAGGAUGAGGAUCCCAUGAUGCUCGCUCGUGAGGCCAAGGACUGGAAGGCCCAGGAUCACUAUGCCGUUCUCGGUCUGACCAAGUACCGCUGGCGCGCGACCCCCGAGCAGAUCAAGCGUGCGCACCGCAAGAAGGUCCUGCGUCAUCACCCCGACAAGAAGGCUGCCAUGGGCCAGCGUGAUGAAAACGACAACUUCUUCAAGUGCAUCCAGAAGGCCACUGAGCUGCUCCUGGACCCCGUCCGCCGCCGCCAGUUCGACUCCAAAGACCUCCAGAAGGGCAACUUCUACAAGCUCUGGGGACCCGUCUUCGAGGCCGAGGGUCGCUUUUCCAACAAGCAGCCCGUGCCCAAGCUCGGUGACGAGAACUCCACCCAGCAAGAGGUCGAGACUUUCUACAACUUCUGGUACAACUUCGACAGCUGGCGCACAUUCGAAUAUCUCGACGAGGACAUUCCCGAUGACGGUGAGGGUCGUGACCAGAAGCGUCACACCGAGAAGAAGAAUGCGAACGCCCGCCGAAAGCGCAAGUCAGAGGAUAUCGCCCGUCUGCGUGAGUUGGUCGACGAGUGUCUUGCCGGAGACGAGCGUAUCAAGAAGUUCAAGCAGCAGGCUCGUGCUGGCAAGGAUGCUAAGCGUAAGGCCAAGGAGGAUGAGGCCAAGCGUCUGAUUGAGGAGCGUGAGCGCGCCAAGGCCGAGGCCGAGGCCGCCAAGAAGAACGCCGAGGAGGCUGCUAAGGCUGAGCGUGAGGAGAAGAAGAAGGCCAAGGAGGCUGCGAAGAACGCGGCUAAGAAGAACAAGCGUGUUCUCAAGUCCUCCGUCAAGGACGUCAACUACUUUGCUGACGGUGAGGCCUCCGCCGCGCAGGUUGACGCUGUCCUGGGUGACGUUGAGCUUGUCAUGGGCAAGAUUGACGUCGACGAGCUUGCCGAGCUGGCCUCGCGCCUGACCGUCGCUGGCAAGGACGGCAGUGCUGUCAAGGCCGCCUGGGCCGAUGAGUCCAAGCGUCUCGUGGAGGCCGGCAAGCUGAAGGAGGGCGAGGUUAAGACUUUUGCUUAG
Penicillium diatomitis is the source of this 1305-nucleotide messenger RNA. RefSeq names its product putative ribosome associated DnaJ chaperone Zuotin. The record is from RefSeq and is a predicted model, not a curated record. The coding region runs from base 1 to 1305 and encodes 434 amino acids. Gene Ontology annotation, cellular component: cytosol. The transcript is spliced from 4 exons. Gene Ontology annotation, biological process: 'de novo' cotranslational protein folding; regulation of translational fidelity. Gene Ontology annotation, molecular function: Hsp70 protein binding; ribosome binding. Lineage: Eukaryota; Fungi; Ascomycota; Eurotiomycetes; Eurotiales; Aspergillaceae.